Seriola aureovittata is the source of this 2814-nucleotide messenger RNA. It is a transcript of the gene ano9b, whose product is annotated as anoctamin 9b. Gene Ontology annotation, molecular function: chloride channel activity. Gene Ontology annotation, biological process: chloride transmembrane transport. The transcript has 24 exons. The coding region runs from base 190 to 2526 and encodes 778 amino acids. Gene Ontology annotation, cellular component: plasma membrane. Lineage: Eukaryota; Metazoa; Chordata; Actinopteri; Carangiformes; Carangidae. The record is from RefSeq and is a predicted model, not a curated record.
CGACAUACCUGUACCUGUCCACACACAGUGCAACGCUCACCUGCAAAUAUCCGGAAGUGAGGAGAGGAGAUACGUGUUUGAUAUUUGCUUAUGGAAAUCGACGGUUAAAGUAAAUAUAACGUUGAUGAAACGGACACAGCUGCAUGAAGGACGCUGGAUGAAGUUUUCUCCUCUGGAGCUACCACCGACAUGUUCUUCAAGAAACACGAGGAAGACAUUGAGCUGUGGGACAGACAGAAAGACAACACUGAGCCUUUACUUCCUUCAACGCCCCCCCACAGGACAUUUGAUUAUGUCCUCGUGGCUCACAAGGUGGAUGAUGACAACAACCAGAAGGCUCAGAGACAGCAAGCCUUCAUCCAGCAGCUUGAGAAGAAAAACAUCACUGUCACUAGGAUUGUCCAUGAUGACAAAGUGUUCUUCGGCUUGCGUGCUCCCAGUAAGAUGUUCGAAGACUACCAGUACCUCCUCAAGGUCUCUGACUCUUGCAACUGGUGUGGAGAUGUGAGAGGAGCAGUCACCCAGGCAACCAGGAUCCGGGUCGUCCAUUUCAUCCUUCAUCAGACCUUCAUCAACACUGGAGAGAACCUAGAGGAACUGCUGAUGAAAGAUGUUUUUGAAACCAUUUUCUGCCUCCAUGAGAGGAAGCAGCAGAAAGAGCUGAAGAAGAAAUGGGCUCGAUGGUCGGCUCUGUUUACAGGACAACCAUUCAAUGAUGUCAAAUGUUACUUUGGAGAGAAGGUGGCUCUUUACUACCUGUGGCUGAGCUGGUACACCAAGCUGUUGGUUCCAGCUGCUGGUCUGGGUGUUGUAGUGUUCCUGUAUGGACUGGCCUUUUUUAACACCAACCCUCUCAUUAAGGAAGUGUGUAACUCCAGCAUCAUCAUGUGUCCUCGCUGUGAUAACAGGUGUCCAGUGUGGCAGCUGUCAGACAGCUGCUUCUACGCUAAGCUCAGCCAUCUGUUUGACAAUGAAGGCACUGUGGCCUUUGCAAUGUUCAUGGCAAUCUGGGCUACUCUGUUCCUGGAGCUGUGGAAGAGACAUAGAGCCAGACAUGUUUCGCAGUGGAAGGUCUAUGACUGGUGUGAAGAAGAGGAAGAACUGAUUCUGAAAAUAGUCAACGAUCCAAACUGUACAACCAAACAUUUCAUACACUCCUACGUGCGCAGCACUGUGGUCCUCAUCCUGGUUACACUCAUGCUGAUGCUGAUCAUCGGCCUCACUCAGGCUCUGGUGGUGUUUCGAGUUGUGGCCGGCCCCUUGAUCUCUGAGGGCAGCUGGGCCUUCAUUCGAGACCACGCCAACACUGUGGCUAUGAUGCUGGGAGCUGUGCUGCACUAUGUCACCAUUCAAAUCAUGACCCGGGUAAACCGAUGGGUUUCCCUCAAGCUGUGUGACAUAGAGAAGAUAAACUCAUUUGCUGCCACGGAGAGGAGCUUCACAGUCAAGAUGUUCACCUUUCAGUUCUUCACUCUCUUCUCUUCACUCUUCUAUGUGGCCUUCUUCCUGGGCAGGAUAAAUGGCCAUCCAGGAAACUAUGUGCGUAUCGCUCGGUGGAGACUGGAGGAGUGCCAUCCUAGUGGCUGUUUGACAGACCUUUUCAUCCAGAUGGCUGUGAUCAUGCUGCUCAAACAGACUCUCAACAACAUCUUUGAGUUCACAGUGCCCUGGUUAAAGAGGUGUUUGAGGAGAAACGCUGCAAAGAAACUGGAGAGGAAGUGUGGCUACUGCUACAGGAAGGCCUGCCAUGAUGAACAGGGACGUAUUGAACCAUGUGACAUCUGUAAACUUCGGGACUGGCUUCGUAACUACCACCUGGCCGACACAGAUGCCUUUAGCCUGUUCAAUGAGUUCCUGGAGAUGGUGGUCCAGUUCAGUUUCACCACUAUAUUUGUGGCUGCGUUCCCCCUCGCUCCCCUGUUGGCGCUCAUCAACAACAUCUUUGAGAUCCGCUUAGACGCCAUCAAGAUGGUCGGCCUGGAACGCCGGCUGGUUCCCAGGAAGACCAAUGACAUUGGUGUGUGGACGAAGGUGUUGGAGGCCAUCGGUGUGUUGGCGGUCAUCGCCAACGGCCUGGUCAUUGGAGUGUCAUCGGACUUUAUCCCACGCCUCGUCUAUCGUUAUCGCUACGGCCCAUGUGCUACUGGAAGCACUCACACACACUGCAUGCAGGGCUACAUCAAUGACACUCUGUCCACGGCUUUGAUUAGUCACUCAGCAGUUCAGAAGGAUUUUAGUAUUAUUCAGAUGAAGACAGAGGAUGGAUUCAACGUUACACAGUGCAGCUAUAGAGACUACAGGAGUGAUGAGGACUACACACUGACCUCUCAGUUCUGGUUGGUCCUGGCUGUGCGUUUCGCCUUUGUCAUCCUGUUUGAGCAUGUUGUAGUGGUGUGUAAGUUUAUAGCCGCCUGGUUCGUCCCCAACAAUCCCAUGCAGGUGAAGAAUCAUCGUCUGACUGACAAACUGGCUCGGCUGAAGGAAGAACUCCGAGAAACUAAACGCAGCAGAUCGACAGACGUCUGAACCUUCCACUGAAAACUUCAGAUCUGCUCCUGCUGGUUAAAGUGUGAAGUAAAAGGAGGAAUUCUUGUUUUUAUAAUUUAUAUUUGUUGUUGGACUAUGAGGCUGGACUCCAUUGUAAUGUUGUGUAAAGAUUUUUGUGUGAUGAUAUUAUUGAAUAAUGUGACCACACAACAACCACCUUCUACCACAUAUUACAUAACAGUUGACAGUCAUAUAAUUUUUUUAUACUAAAAUGUAAGAAAUAAUUUAUUUUCAUCAUUUGAUGUUGUUAAUAAAUUGUCGACUGAG